UCGAGCACCGAGUGCUCGAUCCAAUAUACCACACUGUGCAUCUCGGUGCCAUGGCAACUUCGGCGCACAACAAAGCUCCUAGAAUGCCCGGCGAAGAACGCCCCUCUUCUCGAACAACAACCAUUUCAGUAUCAGGGAUACAUGGAGCUCAUCAAAGUACUAGAGACACAAACAGCAUCAUUGGUUUCCCCAGCAGAAAACAUUUCCGCGUGGGUGGUGGUAGCAAAGUCCUGGAGAAGAGCGCCCUUCAAACUCCCAGACAAGUUGUACGGGUGUUUGAUGAGGAAGACAAUGACGUCACUCCUCAGCCACUGUACCAGGCACAUCCAGCAGCACCACAUGCCAAAAGCUGCAGGUUGUUUCUGGAUGAGAUCUCAGCCGGAUCCGCAUCAGACCAGACAACAGCCACCGGGAGCUUCACCAUGCCUUUCUCCAGGUCAAUGUUUGGAAGCAGCAGAAUAUCCAGCCAGUCUACCAUAGAGUCCCUGAAUGAGGAGAUCGAGGAUACAUUUUCCAAAUGGGAAAUGCCCAUCAGCUUCCCAGAUGUGCAGGGGAAAAGAAACACCGUGAAAGAACAUGUUGCAAAAGACAUGUUGAAAGAGGUCACCGAUGUCUACAUCUCUGAAGCAGACAGCAUCUCACUUCUUGACAUACCGAGCACAUUAAUGUCAGUGGAGGCUGAUGACACAGAAGUUAUCAUGGAGAAAAACAAUCAGUAUGCUGAGCUGUGCAGAACCAGAAUGGGCAAUAAUAAGUAUGUGGAUCGCGCGGUACAGACAUUGAAUGGAGCUGCUAAAAACAAACAGGUGCAGAGUGACAGCAAUGUGAUGGUGGACUCAGCUACAACCGUUACCUCCUGGGACAUCUAUGACGCUCUGAUCCGCCCCGAGCAGCACGAGGAGGUGAGCAGCCGGGAACAAGAGGGGGCUGAAUAUCCUGGCGCUGCAGUGGACCCCAACAGUGGGGCAGAGAGGAGCGCGUCAGUGGGCAGCACAGCCAGCACAGCCAGCACAGCCAGUGCUGCUAGCUCCUUGAAUGACGGGGAAGCGCUUGGGAGCAGUUUAAAUACUGAGUCAGACCUGCAGCUGAACGUGCUGUCAGAGACGUUCCAACACUGCUUGCUAGUAAUGGAGCGGAGCAUCCUGAGAAACACUUUGCAACCCGAGCUGGCUGCUUACAGACAGCUGCCCGUAAUUGAAGAGAGUCAGGUGAAGCCUGGGACGGUAGAGAAGAGGCAGGAGGAUACAGAGAGCCCCCGAUCUCCAGCCGUGGAGCGUCUCUGGGCUUUCAGCUAUGAGCGCAGCAGAGGACGCAGCGUCAGCAGCAUGGCAUGGAACAAGAUAAACCCGGACUUUCUGGCUGUGGGCUAUGGCGAGUUGGGCUCUAGCGAGCAGAAAGCCGGCCUGGUGUGCUGCUGGUGUCUCACAAAUCCUACGUGGCCUGAGUGGGACGUCCAGUGUGACAGCGCUGUGACUUCCCUGGACUUCUCAUCAAUUAACCCCAGUCAGCUGGCUGUGGGCAUGCGAGAUGGCACCAUUGCUGUCUACAAAGUGAACAGUCAACACAACGUCUCAUGUGUCCUCAGCAGCAGUCAAUGUCCCAACAGGCACUUAAAUCCAGUGUGGCAGCUCAGAUGGACCCAGCAGGAGCUGAACUUGACCGGAGACGAGAUGGGAGAGUCUCUCUUUUCUGUGGCUGCAGACGGCAGGAUCAGCAGAUGGUUUAUCUGCAGCAGUGGCCUGGACUGCACAGACCUGAUGAAGCUCAAGAAGAUCCAGCAUACCAAGAAGAAGGCUGGGGGCACGAGGACGGAAAGUGUCCUGUCAGCUCUGACUCCUGGUCUGUGUUUGGACUUCCAUCCAACAGAUUCCAGUGUCUACUUGGUUGGAACGUGGGAAGGGCUCAUUCACAAGUGCUCCUGUUCCAACAAUGAGCAGUUUCUGGAGACUUACAGGAAGCACUUUUGUCCUGUGAACAGCAUCAAAUGGAGUCCGCUCAGUCCUGGUGUGUUUCUGAGCUGCUCCUCCGACUGGACCAUCCAGCUGUGGCAGCAGGACCACCAGAAUCCCGUGAUGGGCUUCAGCUCCACCCAGACAGCAGUGUGUGCCGUCGAUUGGUCCCCCAAGUGGCCCACAGUGUUCGGAGCCAUUCACGAGGGACAGCUGGAGAUCUGGGAUCUGAGUUCAAGCAUCUUAGACCCGGUCCUUGUGCAGCCUGCCGCUGCUGGCGUGCAGAUGAAGUCCCUGCUGUUUGCCACACAGACAGACUGUGUCCUGGUAGGAGACAGCGAUGGACAAGUGACCGUCUACCAGCUGAAGAACCUCCGCGCGGGAGGGAGCAGCCAGAGAACAAUAAAAAUCACUAUUGACUGUAAACCUGGGCUGUCAUUGACACACUGAUGUCUCUGUCACUCUCCUCAGUGGACAUGACAAAGAACCCACAGCGUCCCUCUUGUCUUUCAGGUGGAUCUUCUGGAGGGCCUCAUCUGCUCUGCAUCUCAAAACAGUUUUAAGAAAUAUACACAGAUGUAAAGUGAAACCAUUUUUCUGUCGGCAGCAUGUCCACAUGUAUUAGCAACACAGGGGCAUUUGCUAUAGCUAAUUACUGUAUAUUGUAAUUUCCUGUUGGAGGCUUCAGACUAAACCUAAUGUUCCAGAUGUUUGCAAUUCAACCUUCAAUUAUUCUGCAAAAGAAGGAUGAGUAUUCUUUAAUAAAGCAUGUGCAGGUGGAGACACCUUGUGACCACGUUUAGAAUGACAGAAGAAUCUUAUUCCUCUCCCCAGUUCGGAAACUUCAUGCUCAUACAAAAGUCCAGAAGUGCAGUCUUAUUUCUUCUCUUGAAUAAAAGACGUAAUGGAUGGAGCUGAAUUGA
Messenger RNA from Gasterosteus aculeatus aculeatus (three-spined stickleback), 2872 nucleotides. Lineage: Eukaryota; Metazoa; Chordata; Actinopteri; Perciformes; Gasterosteidae. The record is from RefSeq and is a predicted model, not a curated record.